This is a messenger RNA of Gekko japonicus, 1218 nucleotides long. RefSeq names its product SRSF protein kinase 3 (gene SRPK3). Gene Ontology annotation, molecular function: protein kinase activity; ATP binding. The annotation marks the transcript as partial. Gene Ontology annotation, biological process: spliceosomal complex assembly; protein phosphorylation; regulation of mRNA processing. The transcript has 9 exons. The record is from RefSeq and is a predicted model, not a curated record. Lineage: Eukaryota; Metazoa; Chordata; Lepidosauria; Squamata; Gekkonidae.
GUGCGGGAUUCGGAUCCCAGCGACCCGAAGCGUGAGAACAUCGUCCAGCUAAUCGACGACUUCAAGAUCUCGGGCAUCAACGGCGUCCGUAUCCUUCCACGGGGAAUCCCACAAAACCACAGCUCCCUCUGUCCGAAUGACGCUGGGAUUACCGAAAGGACAGAGAGCGCGGUGUGGUUUUCCUUGUUUUUGAGCCCGCGUCUCCCUCCCCAGGUGCUGCAGGGCCUCGACUACCUCCACACCAAGUGCAAAAUCAUCCACACCGACAUCAAGCCGGAGAACAUCCUGUUGUGUGUGGACGAGGGUUACGUGCGGCGCCUGGCGGCUGAGGCGACUCUCUGGCAACAGGCCGGGGGGCCUCCCCCUUCCGGCUCUGCAGUCAGCUCCGCACCCCAGGAGAUCGUGAACGGGAAGAUGUCCAAGAACAAGCGGAAGAAGCUGAAGCGGAAGCAGAAACGGCAGAGCCAGCUGCUGGCCGAACGACUCCGGGACCUGCAGCAGCUGGAGGACUUGGCGACCAAUGCAGCAGGGGACGCAAGCGAGUCCACGGUAGCUCAAGACCUGAACAACGGAGCCCCCGUCCCUGUAGCAGGAGGAGCAGAGCCUUCCGGAGGGUCCUUGGCCUGCAGCCCCCAGAGCCUGACCUCGUCCUCUGGCUUCUACACGCACAACGCCUACGACAGCUGCAACGGGCACUCCCCGCCAGGCGCUACCAGCCGCCACUUCAGCCCCGAUUCGGCAACGUCAGGUUUCUCAGGAUCCGUCUUCUCCAGCUCAGCCAUGUCGGGCAUCUCGAACCAGCGGGAGCGUGGAGGGCUGCUCUCCCCCAGCACAUCCACUUUCGGGAUUUCCGAAUUCCUGGUGAACCCCUUGGACCCCCAAAAUGCGGACAAGAUCAGCGUGAAGAUAGCAGAUCUAGGCAACGCCUGUUGGGUGCACAAACAUUUCACGGAGGACAUCCAGACACGCCAGUAUCGGGCUCUAGAGGUUCUCAUCGGCGCCGUCUACAACACUCCGGCCGAUAUCUGGAGCACAGCAUGUAUGGCCUUUGAGCUGGCAACGGGCGAUUAUCUCUUUGAGCCGCACUCGGGUGAGGAUUAUACCAGGGACGAAGGCUGCUUCCUGGGCGUGGUCGAUCGGCACCGUCGAAGGAUGUUGUUUAACUUUUUAAAAUUAGCCUUGGGCUUCUUUGCAACUCCGCCCCUCCUUAAGGACUAA